AUGGCAGUGUCUAUGCCCAACAGCAUUCUCCCCGGCCCAUGUAAUGACCGGCUCCCCACAAGCAUAGCCUCCUAUUUGCCAGCAUUUCUGCCCCAUGUUAACCCCUACCUGGGCCUCCUGCCCAAUAACCCCAAUGACUUGUUCAAUCCUCUGAAGUCUUUGGGAAGACUGGUCACCAAAUCUUCCCCCCUGGGGCCCAUUCAUUUCAGGGACAUCUCCUCCAUCCUCGCCCACAGUUCUCCAGCAGUUGAGCCCCAAGUCCUGGACAGAGAAGCUUUGCAGUUCCCAGAAGGACUGACGGUUCUGAAAACGAAAUAUGGAGAAUUAGCCAAGUCCGGGGUAUUCAGUACAAGUGUCAUCCCCAAAGGGGUCAGGUACGGCCCAUUCCAGGGGCGAGUGGUGAACACCAGCGAGAUCAAGACCUAUGACGACAACUCAGUGAUGUGGGAGAUUUUUGAGGACGGCAGGCUCAGUCACUUUAUAGACGGGAAGGGGGCAUGCGGUAAUUGGAUGUCGCUUGUGAAUUGUGCCCGAUUCCCAGAGGAACAAAACCUGAUCGCGGUUCAGUGUGAGGGAAACAUUUACUAUGAGACCUGCAAGGAGAUCGCCCCCGGACAGGAGAUGCUGGUCUGGUAUGGAGACUGUUAUCUGCAGUUCCUGGGCAUCCCUGUCAGCCUCAAGGGCAUGGAUGAAGGCAAAACUCCCUUCCAGCAGAUUGAAGAACCUGGAGAGGGAUUCAAGUGUGAGAGAUGUGGUAAAGUGUUCGCCUAUAAAUAUUACCGGGACAAGCACCUGAAGUACACCCGCUGUGUGGACCAGGGGGACAGGAAGUUUCCCUGCCAUCUGUGUAAGAGGUCCUUUGAGAAGAGGGACAGGCUGAGGAUCCACAUCUUACAUGUUCAUGAGAAGCACCGACCACAUAAGUGCACAGUGUGCGGGAAGAGUUUCUCCCAGUCAUCUAGUCUGAACAAGCACAUGAGAGUUCACUCCGGUGAAAGACCUUACAAGUGCGUCUAUUGCAACAAGGCAUUUACAGCUUCCAGUAUCCUCCGCACCCACAUACGGCAACAUUCUGGAGAGAAGCCCUUUAAGUGCAAACACUGCGGCAAAGCCUUUGCAUCCCACGCUGCACAUGACAGCCACGUGCGUCGCACACACGCCAAGGAGAAAGGCUACAGCUGCACCAUGUGUGGACAAAACUUCAUGGAGAUGGAGGAAUUUCGGUAUCACAUGCAGAUUCAUUCCGCUCUCUAAGCCGUCUGCCUCACUCCCCACCUGCCUCGUUUAGACUGUGCCAAUAUAUUUAAUUUCCUUAUUUUAUGUUAUUAUUAUUUAUAUUAUUAUUGUUAUUAUUAUUUAUUAUUAUCAUUCAGAUACUUGUCAUAUAAUGGACACUUUAUGUCACUUAAAUCCCGGAACAUAACACUUUUCGUUGACUCAAUCUGGUUUGAGAACUAGAUGCUUUUAUUUAUUAAUUCAUUUUUUUUUAACUUAUGCAUUUUGACAAGGACAAUGUCUUGUAUAUACUUAUGUGUUUGUUAAAAAUAUACAGAUUAUAUUGAGUUUACUGCGGCAUGAUGUGUUUCCAUUCAGAAUAAGUAAGA
This is a messenger RNA of Hyla sarda, 1604 nucleotides long. RefSeq names its product PR/SET domain 14 (gene PRDM14). The coding region runs from base 1 to 1254 and encodes 417 amino acids. The transcript has 7 exons. The record is from RefSeq and is a predicted model, not a curated record. Gene Ontology annotation, biological process: regulation of transcription by RNA polymerase II. Gene Ontology annotation, cellular component: nucleus. Gene Ontology annotation, molecular function: RNA polymerase II transcription regulatory region sequence-specific DNA binding; protein binding. Lineage: Eukaryota; Metazoa; Chordata; Amphibia; Anura; Hylidae.